GUGGCUCUCCAGGCCCUGGACACCUCUUCUGGGGUGGGGUGGGGGUUAAUGCUUUCAGUUUUAAAAGGUUUGCUUUCUGCUUUUCCACUUACGUCCCCAAACAUUCCAGAAGGGUCUUCUGAGGUGAAGGGGAUUUCUGGUCUGUUUUGGGUCUGUUUACUUUGUUCUCAACAGUGACACAGCCUAGAAUGAACUUCAGCAAAAUAAAAAUAGUUGAUCUGGGCAAGGUUUGUUUCAGGAUGUUUUCUUGGCUUUUGAGGAUUCAUGGUCCAUGAAUUGUGUGCUACUUUUUCCUCCCAUUGCAUAGCAGAGUAUCACUGGCUACCCAGAAAGCACAGGGAGGGAAUUCAAGGGUGGAGAAUCCCAGUCUAGUCACAAGAAUCUAUGGGAAUACUGAGUCCUGACAUCUACAUGUAAGACCUUUCUAACUCUUAGGAAGUUUUCUCAUUUUAGGAUGCUUUACCUAUGCUCAUACAUUGAUUUUUCUCCUCCUGGAAAAUCUGUGUUUAAUUCUCUUCAUUUUGUCAGCUUAUAAGACCUCGGUUACUCUUCCCAAGGAUGUCUAUAUUCUAAAAGUGCUGAGUCCCAGGCAAUUGGGAGGAACUAGAAUAGCACUGCUGGGUGCUUUAAAUAUGCUUUGGCCAGAUGAGAUAAGGUUUGCAACUGCACCACCCUGAUGACAGGUGUGGAUUCCAGAUGUGCCACUACAGGCCUAGAUUCACUUAAAUGAAUGAAGAACGAGCCAUUGACAGAGUUGAACUUUAAUAUGAGUCUGAUAGGCAUAGGGGCAUGGAAGCUUUGGGUCACUCUGCAGAAUUUUAAUUCUGAGUUAAAACAAAAUCAUUGGGGGAAAACUAAGCUGGAUAACUUUGAAAAGGUAGUUUGUUCACAGUCUGGUGGCAGCUCAUCUUACUCAGCCUGCUAGUGUGUGAGUGAAAAUCAAAUGGCCUAUGGUUGAAGAGCAGGAAAAAUACAUACUGAAUGUUUUUGAUAAAUAAAUACCUAAAAUUGUAAUUUUCUAUUACUUUUUCUGUCUCUGAGAUGUGUCUUCAGUAGGAGGUUUGCAAAAUAACUGCUUACGACUCAUGGGAAGACCAAAAAGCGUUACAGAUGCAUAUUAUGUCCCUCCAAUAUGAAUUAUUUUAUAUUAUAUGCUGAGUCCAUUAAAUAAUAGCUGUGGGUUCCCUAUGAUAACUUCAGACAUAACAAAAUGAGUGUCUUUUAUGUGCCUGAAAUGUGCUAGAUGGAUGGAUUUCUUUUUUAUUUUGUAAUUAUGUUUAUGCACAGGAAACUUUGCAGUGUUCAUUUAACCCAGUUUAGAGGUAAGUUUUUGGCCUUGGCAUUUUUCAGCUUGGAUAUGCAAGCCACAUAUUUAGGAUGAGGGACAUUACCUUCCCAGUGGCAGCAAAUCUCACUGUAUCUGUCAUAAUUGGCCAGAUAACUCUCACCAACUUACCCAGAGCACCGCUGUCCUCUGAGUUAAGGCAACUGUGGUGCAUAGCCUCCUAUGGACAACCUGCCCCAGUCUGACCUUCCCCUUAAUGAUGCAGUAAAGGACCCCUAUCUUGCCACACAGAGCAGGCAGGAAGACCAUGAGCUCAACUGGGUCUUUGUCAUGGGUAAUCACCACCAGCUGAGCCUUCUUGAUCUCUACUAAGGUGAUGACUGUAUUGAGCCCUGCUCAGAGGACAGAUGGUCUCCUAGUUGGGACAUCCCCUUUGCCAGCAGCUUUCUUCUAAGCAUGACCUGUACCUGUGGGCAAGCUUAAGCAGCUCUGUAGCUGUCAGGGGUCUAAGCCUGUGAACUGGUUAACUUUCACAGGAUGUACUUUGAGCCUUUUCUAGAGGAUGACCCUUUGCCUCUGCAACCUGGUUCAGGGAAGCCAUUUGACAAGGCAAGGGAGAUCUCUUUGGGGCUGGAUGUCCUGUCUGAUGCAGAAGUUCGUAGGACUGUUCUUAAAACAGAGGACUCACCACCGUUUGACCUCCUGUUUCUUCUACAGGGUAAAGGCUAGGGAAUCUCCAUAGCUCUUCUUUCCUUUGGUCAUGGAGCUCAAAUGGAGAAAGUGAUAGUAGAUAUUUUAGAAGGAAAAACAAGGAAAAAAGUGGGAGGAGAUGGCAUAAGCCUUCCCUACACCUGAAGCUUAAGAAAACGGAAACAGGAUAAUUAGUUAUUCUAAGUGCUGGGCAUGAACCCAAAUCACUAUCACCUUGAGCAACAGAGCAGAGCUGCCCUGAUUCCCCAAGUGUUGUGGGUGUGAGGACUUAGUGAUACAAGGUGCUAAUGAACUCACUCAGACAAUCCUGAUACACUGGCAUUUGUGGACCAGGGAUGGAUAACUUAUUCUAGGCUGCUGUUAUUCUCUGACUCUAGACUGCAAUCCUAUCCUUUUGAAGGCUCUCUCUAAUGUCUAGCAUUCUGACUAUCUAUCUAUGUCUUUAUUUUAAUGGGAGAUUUACCACAUGGUAACCUGUAUACUAAAUGCUUACAAUAUAGUAAUAAUAAUACCUUGUAUGUAUUAUUUGUAAGUUAUUGUUAAAAAUAUCAUUGUACUUUGACUUUAUUUUAGAGUAGGCUUUGACAAGCAAGUUUUUGUUUGCACUUUACCUAUAAGGAUACAGAAGUUAAACAAACAAACAAUUAACUAAUUUACUAAUGUUUUUCUAACAAACUGGUGAGCUAAGACUCAAAUCUCAGCAUUAGGGUUCCAGAACUCCUGUUGUUUAACCAUUCUACAUUAUUUUGAAACACAAAGAUUCUGCUUGAGUUCUUUAGAGUGACGUCCAUGAAUCUACUUCACUCAUGACCAUGAAGGAACACUAUUGCUUGUCAUGAAUGCUUUCUUAUACACCCCUAUGAUCACCUGCCCAGGAGUGGCAUUCUCACGAGCCUUAAUCACUACUAAUUAAGAAAAUGUUCCUACCAGCUGACCUACAGGUCAGCCUUAUGGAGAGGUUGUCCUUGUAGAUGCAUUAUUUCAGUUAAAAUUUCAUCUUCCCAGGUAUUUCUAGCUUUGUGUCUACUUGACAAAAAACAACUAGGACAUUUAACCUGUAUUCAACCUGACACAAUAUCACUACUAACAACUUUUCUUAUUUGUCUCUAAAUGAAAUAUGAAUAUUAAUAUUAUAAUUAAAUUAUUAAUAUUAUAAUUAAAAUAUUCCAAUUGUUUUAAAAACUCUUAUUGAAAAUAUUUUUACAUAAUAUAUUCUGGUCAUGACUUUCCCUUCCCCAACUCUUCCCCACCCAACUCCACCCUCUUUAGAAAACAAAUAACAUGUAAAUAAAAAAGGGAAACAGACCAGAAUUAAAACAAAACAACACAUAACAAAAACAAAGUACAAGAAACACACACACAUUCUACACACAUAGUACACACACACACACACACACACAUAUACACAGAGAGAGAGAGAGAGAGAGAGAGAGAGAGAAACAAAAUUCAAAAGCAAAAUCAGAAACCAUAAUAUAUGAGCAAAAGGCCAGCAAGACAAUGCCCAAAAGGUAACGAGACAAAAGUCAACAAAAAUGCCAUUGAGUCAUUGCGUUCAUUUUGGGUUAGCCAUCUACUGCUGGACAUGGUAUCUACCCCUAAGUAUCGUUAAUACUUUCAGUGAGAUAUUCCAACUUUUAAAACUCCCACUUUAUUUAAAAAGUCAAACAUUUGAAAGUCCAAAGUCUCUUUAAAAUACUCAAAAAUCUCUCUAAAAUCCAAAGCCUUUAAAAGUUUAAAGCCUCUUAACUGUGGGCUCCUGUACAAUCAAAGCUACUUUAAAUACUUCUGACUUCAAAAGAAAGAAACCUGGAUAACCCUGACAAUAAGGUCAAACUAAACUUCAACAGUGCAAAGGUUCUGUGUUCACUGUCCAGGACCCACUCAUGUUCCCUUGGGAUCCAAGGCUCCUUUUUAGGUCUAUUUUGCCAACUCUGCCAUUGAGAGGACACACACCUUAUCUCCUAGUCUCAAGAUAAUUCUAUUUCAUAGCCAUUAUCCUCCAUGACCAUCCCAUAGUAUUGACACCUCUAAAACCCUGGGUGUCUCCACUGCAAUUAGUUUACACCUUCACCAGCAGUCUUUCCUGGGUUUUCUUCAGGGACAGGCCCUGCCACAUGGUAUCAAGCCUCCACUUUUAUUUCUCAUCAUUCCCAGUACUGGGUCUUCUGCUGCAACUGAGCCUGCAACUUAACCAAAGACAUUCCCUGCACUCUCACAGUGCCAAACUUCAGCUACAGUCCCUGAGCCCUUCAUGCCUUCAAAACCAGACCAUGUGGGAGAAUCUUACAUAUCACUCAAAUUUGGGUGUCAGCAUUAUUUAGCCCUCUCUGGGCCACAGCUUUUGUGUGCUGACCCUAAGGGUGUACUUCCCAAAUGUUUUGCCUCUGAUUCUGGUCUCUUGUUAGCUCCAGCCAAUUCUUCAGCUCUAGCCGAAUAGAACCACAAAAUAUCAGAUGAGCCCUCUAGUCUUUAAAUGAGUUUCUAACUACCCCCCUGAAACGUCAGAAGACAGGACUCUACUCUCUGCAUUCUUACAUUCCAAGCUCCUGAACAAGAGCCUGCUGAGGUCUGAUCAAUGGCUUUUCUAGCCCAAAGUUCAAAUGCUACCAUAAUCCUACCAAAUCAUAGGGUCAGAUCUGUCACAGCAAUACCCCAUGACCUAGUACCAAUUUGUCUUAGCUUAUGUUGUUAGGAGAAAGCACCGUGACCGAAACCACAAUUCUGUAGCUCAUGGGGCCCAUAGCAAGUACAGAUUCUCCAACAUGCACUGUGAAAAAACAUGGUGAUACUUUCAUUUUCCUGAUGUUAGAAUGCUAACUGUGACUGACCCAACUUUGUUUAAGUAUGCCUAACACCCAAUGAUUCCAGUUCUCUGUGAUCAGUCAAGCAUGCAUAUUUCAUAUGACAUAUGAUUUAAUUCCAUAAAGUUCUAUGCUAUCACUAUUAGGAAUAAUUUGUAGACUGCAUGCCUGGCUUGCUCUGGCCAUCAGACACUACUGUGAGAUUCAAUAUCUAAUUCUGUGCAUCAGAAAGCUCGGACUCAUUUGAUAGGGUUUGUGUGUCUUCCUCCUCCAGCUACAGCAUGUAAUUGAUUUCCUUUUGUUUGUUCAUUGUUCUUCAAUGUCCAUUCACACAGGCCAUUUCAUUUUAUUCAUGGACAAUAAUUGUGUUUAUUCUGUUUUGCUAAAUGGGGAUAACCUUUUUCCUUUCCCUUCUUUUGAAAAGAUCUCUCAUGUGGAAGGAAUGAUGAGGUGUUCUAUUGAUCAGAUUUCUAAUGAGAGGGAAAAAAACAUUAAAUUGGCUGUUGAUGUGAGUUGCAUUCCACAUGCUUUAAUGUAAAAGCUGACAGCUGCUUUGGGUGACAUUCUAGUGGAGGAGGGUCUUCUGAUGAUAACAUUUGCGAAAGUGUCUUAGCUCCGUGCCAGUGUUUGAGAGUCAAGGAUAGUGGAAACAGUUUUCAUCUUUCAGUGAUUGACUCUUCGACUCAAAAAAGUACUGAUUGGGUUGUUUCAGUGCACUAUGAACAUGUGAGGCCUCAUCCCCUUUUCACAAAAAGAAGUCAGUGAUUGACAGUAACCUUUCCAGAUGUUUAGCAUCAUCAGUGCUACAGGACAAUUGUAGCAUCAUCCUACACAUCCAAGCCUGAAAGACGUAAAAUGGAGCCCUUUUUUUUUUUUGCCUUCUGCUUUGUUCCAGUGGUCUCAGGGUAAAAUGGAGGAUCUAAAAAUGACCUUCAUUUCAGAAAGAAGACAUCUUUUAGGAUAAAGAUUUCAGUCGACUACCCCAAAGACUUAGUAAUCAGGCGAGCAUGAAGCCUGACUAUCCCCUGCUUCAAAUUUGGUCCACUAUCCAAGUAGCAACCUUUGAUGGGACCUUGACCGAUCUUCAAAUCUCAUGAUACACACAGAUCACCUGGGAAGGCUUUUAAAUGCAUACUCUUAGGUCGUACUCCUAGAGAAACUGAUUCAUAAGGUCUUGUAUGAGGCCACUGAACUUUGAAUUUGGCAGCCCUCCCAAGUAGUUCUAACAUAGGUUGAUACAAGAGACACACUGAGAAAUUCUCUUCCUUCAUUCUGGAUAUCAGAGGGCUUUUAUGAGAACAAAGAAAAUGUAAGAUCAGAAUGUGUUUUGAGCACUUUCAAAGGAAACAAGAAUACCAAAAAUUAGAGGUCACAGUGCAGCCUCGUUCUCUGCCCCAGGCACUGACAGGAGUGAAAACCUCCCCUCUGUGUGUUAAAGUAAAGCCUGGAGUUUUCUCCCAGCACCCAGGAGUCUACAAAAGGAUUUCCUAGGUGACUUUGAUUUGUUGGGGCUUCACUCUGCUGGAAGCAAAAUUGGUCUGAUUAUGAACAACUUGCUACAAGAUGAAAGCCCUUUUCUCAGCUGCGAGAGGUGGGGGUAGGGGAAUGUCAGGAUGUGAGAGGGCUUGAAGCACAAUGCAGGAACCUGGUACACUCUGGAAAGGAAGGGAGUGAGGUUUUUGUGCCACACUGAGCACAGGCAUUAUGUUCAUUGAUAAAAAUUACAUUAGAUAAUUAAAUUUCUCCAAAAAAACCACAGAUGGAUAGAAAAAAAACAGAAAAAAGAAAGAAAGGAUGCUUUACACCCCUUCCCUAAUGCUAACCCGGUUAAACAGAGUUAAUGAACUAGUAGAAUUCUGGAAGAGCUAGUAUAUAGUAGACACAGAGAAGGAAAGUGAAAACAUUGUCAUACACAAGACCCUACUGGCCCUCAGUCCUAUAAGCAGUGUGAACUCUCCUGGGGAUACCAACAAGUGAUGUUCAAUUAUGAUCCAAGUAAAAAUAAAAUGUGCUGGAAAAUGGUGAGCUGCCUAACACUUUGCAGGCUGGGUGUAGGAAAGACACCCAGAACAACCAGCAGCCAAUGUACUACUUAAAAAACAACAAGAAGCAGCCAGAUUGUUUAGAUACAUGCUUUAUUCAUGUCUUUGAGCUAAUAACUUUGCCUUCCUAGAUGAGGAUGGGAAAAAUCUCUGAGAUCACUGUACCAUGUCAAGGCCAGAGUAACACUAAUGAAAAUUCUAUCAUGGGAUCCAUUCUUCACUAUGUCAGUAACGAUUUGAGUGCAUCUUCACACUACAUUUCUGAGUGGGGAUAAUUGAGGCUCAUCUGCUUACCCUAGCCUCACUCUCAGCUGCUACAGAGCUGGUUUCCUAAGCCUUAGAUAGAGCAUUCCUGCAGAGGAUCCUGACACCAAACAUGAGCUUUGUCAAUGCAUGUUGAAUAAGUACAGUUGUUCCCCUCUGGAAAGUUAUUCACUUUCAAUGGUUUCUGUUACUAUAGUCAACCAUGAUCGAAAAAUAGUAAACAGAAAACUGACAGAAAUAAUACAUACAUUUCCAUUUGCUGAGUAUCAGGAUUGAAUCUCAUAGUAUCCCACUUUAUUCCAUCUUGAAAUUGUUCAGCCUGUCCAUCCUGGGUAUGUUACCCACCUAUUGACCAUUUGGUGGUUAUCUGUGAAGGUAACUCGGUCAUUCUGUUCAACUAACCCUUAGUUAAUUUGGUAAUGGCUCCAAAUCACAAGUGUGGAAAGCAAGAAGUCACCAAGACAUAGAGAUUAAUUGUCCAGUUUUCAAGAUCUCAUAGAAACCAAACUAAAGUUCUGAAUUCCACACUAGCAAAUCAUUUACUGCCUACAUUCUACUACACAAUACAGAGUGGGAGGAAUGCUCUGUUCUAGAGACACUCAUUGGGAGUUUAUGACCAGCCUGCUCUUUGAACAUGUUGGCAAUUCAACAGAACACUUUGAAGGAUGCUUUCAAGCAACAGAAAACUUCUACCAGAAUAUCUGGAAAGAAAAAGGAUUAUUAUCUCUUAUCUAGUUUGGCAAACACCUCCCUGUAAAGAUAGCAAAAGACUGAGUCUUGUGAAUUGCUGAGAAUUCCAGCUAGAGGGGAAAGCUCCCAGGUGAGACCUUAGGUAUAUUAGGAUCAGGCAGGAGGCCAAUAUAUCUGAAGUUGAGCAAGCAAAGGAGGAAUUCAGGAGAAACAGGAGUAGAGAGCUUAGGCAGACAGAAGGAUCCUAUGAACUAUUGUACAAAUCUGGACUUCUGUCAAAAUGGAAUGAGUAUCCAUGGGCUGUUAGCUGUUCUUUCUAGUGACCAGUCAUGAUCACAUUGAAAGAAGCAACACCAGAAGGAGGGAACCCAGUUAUGAGAUUAUUCUAGUGUUUAGUUUUAUAGUAAUUCCUGAGAACGUGAAUGGCCAGAACUGAUCUAUUCCACUCAUGACCCAGAUUCUCUAUGUCCCCUGCCCUAUUGAUGUCAGCUUUGUCUCUUGCUAUCACACUUAGACCAAGUCACAUCAGUGAAAGGAUAUCCUGCUUUUAUUUUCCCAAAGAGCCUUUUCUACAAAUUCUCAGAGCAAGUUUAUUUUGGUACUCCCUGGCUAUACCCCGAGUCGUCAGCGCUCUUCUCAACCAGCUACUGCUAGGGAGAAUUGCAUUAACCUAAGUACUUUACACAUAGAAAUAACCUUUCAUUUGCCUGUGGGUCAGACUCCUCCUGCCUGAGUGCUAGACAUCACAACAAAGUCUGAGUUGUAUGAGGAGGAAUGGGGUACAAUUGAACUUGGCUCAACAAUAGUAUCAGAUUCAGGCAAAAGUGGGUGUGGCUUAAUCAGUGGUAUUACUUCCACUGGGUUUCAAAGGGAGGGGUCAUUACUUAAUUCUUUUUUUUUUUUCGGAGCUGGGGAUCGAACCUAGGGCCUUGCAUUUGCUAGGCCAGCGCUCUACCACUGGGCUAAAUCCCUAACCCCCAUUACUUAAUUCUUUAUAGUGCAUUUAUCACAGGCUGGUCUGAGUGCCAUAUUUUCUAGACUGAUUUGUCUUGCAGCUACUACUUAAAGUACAUGAGAUAGAAUAUUUGCCUUGUGUGUGCAUAUGAGUGUGUGUGUGUGUGUGUGUGUGUGUGUGUGUGUGUGUGUGUGUGUAAACUCAAAAUUGGUAUCAGGUAUCUUUCCCAAUUUCUUUUUUCUUGAGUAGGGCCUCUCAAUGAACUUAGAAGCUGAUUUGGCUGAAGUGGGGAAGUUGCUAGCAAGCAAGCAUAAGGACGUGCCUGUCUCUGUUGAAAUCUGGAGAUUGUGUUAUUUACUGGCAAAAACAACUUCUAGUUGUGGUGAGGUUCAGCCUUAGCACACACCUUUAAUACAAGAGCUGUUUAUUGUAAAUAGGAUUAAAUGAAGUCAACCAUAGGUCAAGAGAUGGUACUAGCAACCAGGUGAUAGGGAGUGAACAUGUGGGAAAAAACCAUAGAGGGUAAGACAGAAUCAAUAGGAUGGGUAGAGAGAUGCACAGGGAGUAGAAGAGAGGGACAUUCAGUUUGAGUGGGGUGGGAAAUAGUGCAGAGAUGGAGAACUUCCUUUUCGGUCAUCAGCUGAGGACGGUCAGCUAGGUUAUUUUUCUGCCUCCCUGAGUUAGCAGGCUUUCAUCCCAGCAUCUGGCUCCCAAGUCUUUAUAGGCCAAUAUGAAAGAUUGAGAUUUUGUUAAAGACAACAAAGUAUCCUGUGCUGGGAAUGAGCAUAGGCGUUACAGAGACGCACUGGCAUGCUUGGCUUGCCCAUGGUGCAGGAGAUCAAACCAAGGCCCGCAUACUGGCAUGCCAAUCCAAGCUUUCAUGGAUAGCAAGCUCUCCAGCCCUACUUGCCUUUUUAGUAAUGCAAAUGAAGUGCAUUAGUCAUUCUCCUAGUUAUUGCCUGUAUUAUUUGCUCAUGGUACUCAAAGGCCCACAGUUAAUAACUAAUCAUAUCGCCUCUCUGGGAGUAGCUCCUAAUUUCAAGUUCACACUUUUAUGGAAGUGUUAUAUCUUUUCCUUUUUCAUAGUUUUUUUCCUAACUUUUAAUCUAGUUAGUAGUGAUUUUGUGGCUAAUUUUAUAGCUCUAUCACUAAAUAUAACUUUGAAUUUCUUUUGCCUGCUUUGUCAAUAAACAUAAACUGGGCAGAAGUUGAAAACACAGCAAACCCUGAAUUCUCCCAAAUCUCUGGUGCAGUGGAACUCACCUUCUGAUCCCACAAGUCAGCUUUGGGAAAGGAAAGCUCACAGCACAUGGGAGAUUUUUCAGUUGGUGACACAGCUAAAGAUACUGUGCAACUUGACCAUGUCAGAGCUGGGGUUUCUACAUUCAGUGAUCAUUCUUUGUAGGUUAUUUUUUAUUAUGAAUAUUAUCUCCAUAAUUUUGCUAGGUGUUUGCAUGAAUGUGCUAUAUGUGUGUAUGAUGCAGACGUAGGAGUGUGCAUGUCCACAUGAACUGUCCCAUGAAGAGUCCAGAGCAAAAUGUUGGGUAUCUUCCUUUAUCACGAUUGCGCCCUGUACCUCAUUGCCUAGGAAGCUACCAGUAACCCAGAAGCUCACUGCUUGAGAAGGGGGAAGGGAUGCAGGGGCCUGUGCAGAAGUCACAGGAGGAUGUUCGGGGUGGUCCUCUAAUGCUCUCUGCAUUAGUUCCAUGAGAUGGGGUCUCUCACUUAAGCUGCAUCUCACCAUUAUUCUCCUAAGCCCAAGUAACCCUGUUGCCUCUUUACCCACCAACAUAGGGAAUGCAAGUAUGUGCAGCCAUGCCUGGCUUUUUCUAUGGGUGCUGGGGAACUCAGCUCCUUAUGCUUGAGUAUCAGGUUGCCCAGCAAAGUCUCCUGAGAUCUGCCUAUACCUGUGCCAUAAUGCUGGGAUUACAGGCAUGGGUAGCCACAUCUAACUUUUUAUGUGAGUGGUGGAACUCAAACUGUGAUGCUCAUGCUUGCAGAACAAGCCUUUAUAUCCACCAUGCCACCUCUUCAGCUCCUUGUUAACUGUUUCUAAGGAGUCGUUAUUACAUAUUACCAAGAAUCCACUUAGAAUUUGAAGUAGCCUUUCACAACAUCAUGGCGUAAGUCAUUUUUCAGUGAGUGCUUCUUGUUCAUCUACUCCAUUAAUCAACUGUACAGGUAAUUUCAGUGCGGGCAGGUCUCUGCAAAUGAAAUUCAAGUGGUAAUGAUUUCAGAGUAUUAAUAGUAACCACAUGUUUUCCAAGUAAAACUAAUUUUAACAUUUUAACAUUUUAACAUUUUAACAGUUUAACAUUUGCACAUGCUUCAGAGUCUACCUUCUUGCUGUGGUUGAGUGUAUGACUCAUGAUAACAGCACCUUCCUGUCUCAUGUACUGCAGAGGGUGUUUUUAAAUGAGUAACCUACAGGGGGUAGGGCAUGGCUCAGCAAGUAAAGGCAUGUUGAUACUCAAUCGUUAAGAUCUGAGAUUCCUAACACCCACAGAAAAGACCAGGUAUAGCUGCACAUACCUACAACCUUAACGUUGGUAGGAAAAGAGGCAACAGGGUCAUUGGGGCUUCUUGGCCUAACAACUUAGGAGAGAAACAGUGAAGUCCAGCUUAAGAGAGAGACCUCAUCUCAUGGUAAUAAUGGAGAAAGUAUUAGAGGACCACAUCCAAUCUCCUCCUGUGACUUCUGCACUGGCACCUGCUUCAUCCACACAAUCUUCCCUUCCUCCCCCUUUGUCUCUCACUCCCUCCCAUGCCCUCCCUCUCUCUCUCUCUCUCUCUCUCUCUCUCUCUCUCUCUCUCACACACACACACACACACACACAUGCACACACACGCACACACGCAUGUGCAAAGUUAACAAACUUUAGUUUUAAAGGCCAACUCUGAGGUUACUUUUUAGAUAUAUGUAUUAUUUUUCAUGGGAAUCUCUACUGUGAAUUCCUGGAAGAAACUUGAGGGGACUGGAGAAAAUUUCACCACAUUUGAGAAUGUGAACCACGGUGAAUGGGUUGCUUGAAUUUGGAUCCCAAUGAAUCCUCUUCCCAUCACUUCGUAUAGAUUGCACAUAACCUCAUUAUGUUGCCACUCCACCUUACUGCUAUGUGAGGCAGUGACAUGGUGCUUGCUCCUUCGGAGGCUUGUGAGGAUGAAAUGAUAACCCGCAUAAAGCAUAAAGUGAUAAAUAAGAUUCUAAUAAACACUAAAUCAUGCUGGUCCUCUACACUUAAGGAUGUAUUUACUCCUUUGUAUUCAAUAUGCUUGUCAAAUUGGCCAAAUGGCUGACAAAUAGCCCUCAGAUCCAGGUAGUCACUGAAGGGUAUAAGCAAUGACAAAUCUCAUCUUAACACCUGAGAAGGAUCCUAAGUUCAGGUCCCACUGACUUGGUGCUAUGAAAGCUGAAGAGAAAUCAUAGUCAGCACGCAUACUCUGUUACUUAACACUUCUUAUGCCUAAUCAACAUGCCAUUAGCCAUGUAGUGUUUCUGAGCCAGAGCCUAACACAAUUUGAACACUUAGGCUCACAGCUGGUAGGUUGAAGAGAACUGGAAGAUCAGUGCAAACUCUCCACAUGUUGUGGACGGAGAAUCUGGAUACAGGAAGGAAUAGCCACAAUCAAUGCUGGAGUUCACUCUUCCAUAGUCCCUUGUGAUGUUUCCAUUGCUCAGCUUGGAAUACCCAAGAAACAGUACACAGACCAUAUGAAGCUCAAGAAGGAAGACCAAAAUGUGGAAGCUUAGGUCCUUCUUAGAAGGGAGAACAAAAUACUCAUGUGAGGAAAUACAGGAUGAAGAGUGGAUCAGGGACUGAAGAAAAGGCCACCUAGAGACUGCUCCACCUGGGGAUCCAUCCCAUAUGCAACCACCAAACCCAGUCACUAUUGCUGAUGCCAAGAAGUGCUUGCUGACAGGAGCCUGAUAUAGCUGUCUCCUGAGAGGCUCUGUAUCUUCUAACUGAUACAGAUGAGGAUGCUCGCAGCUAACCAUUGGACUGAACAUGGGGACCUCAGUGGAGGAAUUAGAGAAAGGACUGAGGUAACUGAAGAGGUUUGCAACCCUAUAGGAAGAACAGCAAUAUCAACCAGUCAUACCCCCCCAACAGAGCUCCCAGGGAUUAAACUACCAACUAAUGAGUACACACAAAGGGACCCAUGGCUCCAGCCACAUAUGUAGCAGAGGAUGGCAUUGUCUGGCAUCAAUAGGAGAAGAAGCCCUUGGUCCUGUGAAGGCUCAUUUCUCCAGUUUAGAGGAAUGUCAGGGUGUUGAAGUAGUAGUGGGUGGGUGGGAGUGAGAGCAUCUUCAUAGAAGCUGGGGAAGGGGAGGGAAGAAAAGGGAUAACAUUUGAAGUGUAAAUGUAUAAAAUAUUCAAUAAAAUAAAAACAAACAAAAAAGAAACAGACUAAAUCUUCACUGACCUUUCCAGUUAAAAAGCAAGAGAUGGCUAUUCAGCCUUUAAAAUGAAGCAGUUGUGUUCGCUUCCACAGCACACAUACUAAAGUUAGAACGAUGCAGAGAAGAUUAGCACAGCUCCUGCACAAAGAUGACAUGCAAAUUUGUGAAGUGUUCCAUAUUUUUCCAUCCAGAGACCACCACACCUUGGGACCCAUCCAAUCCACAGAUACCAAACCCCAACUCUAUUGCUGAUGCCAAGAUGUGCUUGCAGAUAGGAGCCUGGUAUGGCUAUGCUCUGAGAGGCUCUACCAGCACCUGACUAAGACAGAUGCAGAUACUCAGAUAUUGGACUGAGCCCUGGGACACCUGUGAGGACACCCUGAACUCAUUUUGAUGCUCUAAAUGAAAAUUUGUAUGCUAUGAUCUAUUUUCUCAACAGCUCUUGUCCUUAAACCUUGAAAAAAACUCCCUACUAUUCUUUCUGUUUUAUGCCUUUGACUUUCUGAGAUCUCACAAGCAGUAACGCGAUGUUGUGAUUAUCUUUCUGAGACUAGCUUGCUUUACCUAGCAUUGAUGUAGGUUCAUCCAUGUUGUUACACACAGUGUGACUACUUCAUUUGAUUUUUUAUUUUUUAAAAUUAUUUUAUUUGUUUAAAUUUCAAAUGUUAUCCUCACCCCCUACUUUAUCCCCCGCUUUGCCUCUAAGAGGGUACAACCCACACACCCACUCACUUUUGCCUCACCCCUCUAGCAUCCCCCUUCUCUGGGGCAUCAAGCUUUUACAAGACUAAGCUACUAAUGCCAGAUAAGACAGUCCUCUGCUACAUAUGUAGUGGAAGCCAUGUACCAGCUGAUAUAUACUCUUUGGUUGGUGAUUUAAUUCCUGGAAGUUCUGAGGGGUCCAGUUAGUUGAUACUGUUGUUCUUCCUAUGGUGUUGUAAUCCUUUUCAGCUCCUUCAACCCUUUCCCUAACUAUUCAUAGGUGUCCCAGGGCUCAGUCCAAUAUCUGAGUAUCUGCAUCUGUCUUAGUCGGGUGCGGGUAGAGCCUCUCAGAGCAUAGCCAUACCAGGCUCCUAUCUGCAAGCACAUCUUGGCAUCAGCAAUAGAGUUGGGGUUUGGUAUCUGUGGAUUGGAUGGAUCCUAAGGUGUGGUGGCCUCUGGAUGGAAAAAUAUGGAACACUUCACAAAUUUGCAUGUCAUCUUUGUGCAGGAGCUGUGCUAAUCUUCUCUGCAUCAUUCCAAUUUUAGUAUGUGUGCUGUGGAAGCGAACACAACUGCUUCAUUUUAAAGGCUGAAAAGGCAUUUCUUGCCUUUUAACUGGAAAGGUCAGUGGAGACUUGGUCUGUUUCUUUUUAUUUUUAUUGUAUAAAAAAUAAUUUUUAAAAAUUAUUUUAUGUGUGUGUAUGUUUUUCCUGCAUGUAUGUCUAUGUAUCGUGUGCAUGCCUUGUACCUGCGGAGGACAGAAGAGGGCUUCAUAUCCUCUGGAACUAGAGUUACACACAAUUGUGAGCCAUCAUGUGGGUGCUGGGGAUCAAACCUGGUUCACUGGAAUUGCAGCCUGUGUUCUUAAUUGCCAAGCAUCUAUCCAGAGCCCAAGGAAGACAACAGGACAAAGGCCAUGUCUAUCUAUCUUGUUCAUGUCAUACCAUUCCUGGAACUCUUGAAAAACCAGCAAUCUUAAUACUAAGACUGAUUCUCAGCACUGGGUAGAUGCAGCAUUGUAGGUGCUGGGAACUAAUUGAGUCAGGCUUCCUUAGUUCAGGCAGCAGUGGAGAAGCAUAGAUCCAGCAGACACAUUCAGCCAGCUCUGUGAUCGAAUUCUGUAACCUGUGAGUAUGGCAGUCCAUGUCUCUAUGCCUUUCUCUUUAUCAGUACAAACAAGAAGUGAAGAUACUUCAAGGGCCCUUGUGAGAAUUAAAUUAGCUAAUUCAUGUGAAGUAUUUAACAGUCCAGCAUAAAAUACUAACUCUGCCCUUGAUAAAGCCCAAUCUCUAGUUAGUUUCGAUGCUUAUUUUCUCAUACCGACAGCUCAGUAAAGGAGAUUUCCUAAUACCAAGGUUUGGGGUAGAGGAAACUGAGAUGGCAACAUCUUAAAUGACUAUUUUCUCCCAACCUAUCAACUGUAACUUGAGAAACCUGUAGUUGAAACCUAGAAAUGUAAACCACGGUGACUGCAUGUGGCAGAUAGUCACGCAGGUUCUGGAGUUAGCUUGCUAAGUUUGAGACACACUGACAUUCCUAGUAUGUGUCAUUGUUGUGUGGUAAAACUUUUCCUAGAGAGAUACAACCCACAUCUAUUCAGCAUAUAUAUUAAAUAUAUGACAGACCAAUAUACCUUUAACACCAAAGUCCAACAUGGUGAACCAUGAAACUUAUUGGAGUUAUUUACAGGAAUGUGACUGAGUGGUUACAUACAGGAGCAGAAAUUACUCAAAGACAGCUGUAUCACCAAAGCCUACAACAGCAUGGUUGACAGGUCAUGAAAGCUAGGAAACUUGAAACACACUGCAUAGCCUGCAGUUGGCUCAACAUGUUGAAAAGCACCUUUUCCAAGUGACUCAAUUGGUUUAAAUCUCUUCCAAGACAAUUUGGCUGGUCUCUGCUUCUUCAAGUCAGCUGGUCUGGUCUUAGGCUUCUUUGUACCCUGGAUGAGAUUCCUCUUUGCAACUUGUCUCUUUUCUUUCUCUGAAAGGGACUCUCAGUGUUUAUUAUUUACUCUGGAAGAAAAGGGCCUAGUGAGUCUGGUCAACUUCAGGAACUUCCUGAGGCUAUUUUGAGUUGUUUGCCUUUGUGUUUAAGGAGUUUUACUACAGUCUCAUUGGAAACUGUUAUGCAAUGGUCAUUAUAAAGGUUUUAGAGUCCUUAUGUUCCAAGAAUAAUAGACAAGAUGUCACAGAAGGGUAUCCAGCUUUAAAAUGAGAGCUUCCAUCUGAUCACUGAGCAUGGGAUCUGGCCUUUAACUCCCUACACACUCUCAUCUUUGCUUCUAAUGGUAAUGGCUAUAGUCAACUCUAGAUACUUACUCCAAAAGCCUCCCCAAGCUGAAAGUCAUCCUAAGCUCUGCUCUCUUAACUUCCUAGAUGUAGACACUCACCUGCACUAAGUCCUGUGCAUUCUGCCUCAUAAACAUUACAGUCCCUUGAAACUCUCAGACACCUCGCUAUCUCUUUGUCACCAUCCUGCUUUGAAUUCAAUCUUGAUUUGUCCCAAAUAUCUUUAUCUUAAUCACUUCCAAUCUACUGUACAAAGAAGGAAAGCCUUUCUAGUCUGCACAGUAGCUGGCUUAAACAAGUAUUUAUUGAAAAUACAGAUGCAUGCUUAUAUUGGUAUCGUCUCUAUAAUCAGCAUGAAAAACAAAUAAGACAAGAGACUCUUAAGAAAUUCAUUUUGUGGCAUUUCUUAUCACUAAGUUCCACUCCUCAUCAGUAUACUUGGUUGAUAGAAUGAUUUCAUUUUUAAAUGAUUAAUCAAAGACUAGACCCAUCAAUGUGCCAUGUAUCGACAAUUGCCUGAAAGGCCAAGUUAGACUAAAAGAUGCACACAUUUGUGUGUGUGUGUGUGUGUGUGUGUGUGUGUGUGUAAGUGUCAAAACACUUAAAAAGCACUGAUGCAGAGAAUUUAUAUACCACAUGUAUGGGAAAUCAGGGUGGAGAAAACAAAGUCUAGUGUGUUCCAAUCAGAGUUUGUGUUAUCUUUGCGUAGCUAGUGUGAUCUAUCCUCAACCUAGGUCUUUGAUACCAUGUUUCUAUAAAGCAGACUUCUUCCCCAUCCAGAACAACAGAAUGUGAUUUCCCUUCCCAUCCCCAGAUAAUAUUUCCCAAUGUCAGAAAACACUUGUGAUUGCUAUGACUUGAGUGAGGGCAGGAACACAAGAGAAGGAGAACUUGGCGUGAGAAGGAGAAUAACAUCACUAAGCAUCCUACGGUGCAGAAUGGUCACUCCCCAGUGCUACAUCACCCUACCUAAAACAGCAUCAUUGAUGCUGGUUAUGUGGAGUCUGGUGUCAAGCAAAACAUACAGACUAAGACAACAAGAUAAACCUUUAUGAACCCUCUGAUGUAGUAUAGAUGCAGACAGAGUGGCACAUGAUACUUGAGUUACUCACAUGCAGUUUGGUGUGGACAGUGUGAUACUCCCAAGGGGAAAACGUUCGUUCUGAAUGAGGAUAUCAUUCCUGGAAGAACAGCGGAGUGUUUUUUCCUUCAUGGCUUACUGAAGGAUUUAUUGUUAUAGCUUUUCAAAAUAACAGGAAAAUGGGUUAAAAGUAUCUUGUAGAAAAACCAUUAAAUCCAAUCUCUGAGAAGCCUUUUCUACACCUUUUAAGGGUGCCUGAAGGCGUCAGAAAAUGAAGAUUUUCUACCUGGAUUCAUGGAUUGGCCUGUCUUAAAAUUCUCUCUAAUGUUCUCCUCUGUCCACAAAGAGAUAUGGGCUGAGUCCUAGGGAAUGCUCAAAGGUCACAGUAGCUAUCCCAGUGAGAGAAAUCCUUGAAAAAUGCUGUUAUUAUCUCAGCAUGAGGAUUUUUUUCAUAUCACUCAUUAUUUAAUUAAGACCCAGGGUUAUGCAAGAAGGAGGAAGACAGUGCCAUUCUUCUCAAGUAGCCAAACACACAUUCUAACCUUGGGAUGCCUUCUUUGGAAAGACUUUGAGGUGAUGUACAUAUUGAAUGCCCAGACUGCUGUUGUCCAGGGAGUCCACUAUUUCCAAAUGAGAAAUAAUUAAUGCAUAGUCUAAACACAGCAGUUGGAAUUUGCUUUACUUAUUUAGAAUAUGUUCUAUUAUACAUUAGCUUAGAAUAAAUUGGGGCAAGGGAAUGAAUGAACUGGAGUACUUUAACCAAACUAAUGUUUUUCCCAUUACCUCCUAUUCCUAGAAUAUUCUUGCAAUUUGUCUCCAUACUUUAAAGUUUAUUUCAAAGCUCAUCUAAAAACACUGCAAAUUCCAGGAACUCAUGAAAUCUGCCCUAAUUUCCUAAUUAGGCACAGGGAUUUCUUAAUCUGUGUUCUAUCUGUCACUAUGGUAUGGCCCUUGUGUAUUUUAUGAUAUGCUGGUGUUUUUAGUACCUCAUUUACUUUCCCUCUAUCUCUUAUUCCUUUUCCUGAUUUGUUCCAUGUUUCUUGUUCAUGUGUAUGUUCUGUACAUUAUGAAUUCAUCCAAACCCACGUUCCCUGACACCAUUCAAUGCAUAUUGAACCCCUGCAGUCAUGAAGCAAUAGGUGUGUGGAUUGGGUUAAAUUUCUGCUGUGUGAUAAUAGAGGUCCUUAACAAGUUCUUCCUUUCAAAUGGAUACAAAUGUAGACUUUACCAUGCCUGAUCAAACACUCACAGAUAUGAAGUUCAAUCUAAUUUAUGGUGCGUUGGCCUAGACUGAAUGGAGAUAAUUUCAGAUCAACUAACCCAGUCAAGUGUCCUCAUGUCCCCGCAGCCCUGGGUAGGUGUGAGUCAGACCUUUGCACUGGAACCUCAGCCUUCCACCCAGUUGUCUAAUCUCUCUGUAAAUCCCUUCAUGUAUAAACGGAUAAGGUUGUUUACUUUCUCCUAAAGUUUUUAAAGAAGUUUGAAGGGAAUAUUCUAGGCUGUGUGUGCUUAGCAGAGUGAUAAGGACCUAGUAAGAACUUGGAAGAACUCAAGAACUGAACGUUACUCUUAUUACAAUUUUUAUCAUCAUCUAUUAAAACUAAAUCCAUGUCUAAAGUAAAUUAAACUAAAGCCAUGUCUCAGAGCUUCUCAAUAUUGUAGUUUUGGCUUGCACUGGUGUCUCUCCAUCAAUAUGGAAGUACUAUUUAUCUGCUCCCUACAGAUUCUGUGAGAUGGCUGGAUGUGUGUGUGUGUGUGUGUGUGUGUGUGUGUGUGUGUGUGUGUGUGUGUGUGUGUGUGUAGGAAACCUGCUUGACUUCACUAGGCUUCGGCUCAUGUAGCCUGUUCAAUGAGAGCCAAUUAUCUUCGGUCAAAACCAACUACAUUUUGUUUCUUCCUUUGCUGUGUGGUACAACUGCUCCCUAAACUGAGCCUGUACUUAAUGUCCAAGUCCCCUUAAUCAUAUCUUCAGCUGGCCCUGUCUCUGUUGCCUUUGUCACACACCAAGGAAGCCAGCAGGAUAAUUGGUCUAGACUGCCAAUCAAACAUAUGAAUUACAUCACUGGUGAUGACCCUGAUAGGUCUAAGUGUAUUAGUGUGAGGGUAUGAGCACACAUAGCAUCUGUGGCUCGUCAGAGCUUGCAUUACAGUGAUGAAACAGAGCUGGGGAUGUGACCUCCUAGCAUGUUGGUUGCCCUGGCACCCAGCAUGAUAAAAACUAAAACAGAAAAGGCAGGGAAGAAAAAAAAGUGUGUUGUUUUAGAAAGAAUUCAAUACUUAAAUUCAGAGAGAAAGAUUGUCAUGAAUGUAAACUGGCUAGGGUAAAUAAUUUACAGCUUCUCUCCCGGUGUAUAGAUGCCUCUUAUUUAGAGAAGUUACUCCUGACCAUCUGGGUAAAGCAGUCAGUCUUCCAUGCCCUCAACCUUACUUCCCAAUCUCCUUUGUACCAUAUGAAGUCUCAUUGUUAGUAGAAUGCUUAUUUUUUUCACUGUCUCACUCAUAGAGAAAGCUACUUUAAUCCACCGAGUCCCUGGUGGCUAGGAAAUUGGUUGAGUAUCCAAUACCUGUUGGGAAGCUCGUGUGAAUGUGUGAUUCCGUUUUGGAUGUUGUUUUGUUUUGAGGCAGGGUCUCAUUAGGUUGCCAUGGAGCUCCUUCAUAUCUGAGGCUGACCUUGAAUUUUUAUCUUCUUUUCUCUACUUCCCAAUACCAAGACAAGGCAGUGUCAUCAUGCUCAGUUUUAUGCAUGCAGGGGAUCAAACUCAGGGCUUUCUGCACGUCACGCAAGCACUCUAGUGCACACAUGAGUUAAAUCUUUCUUCCAUAUCAGAAUUUACUAUGCUGUGGGUUCACAACUAACUAGAAAAUAGGAAGACUGAGCUAGAAAUGGUCAAGUUCUGCCUAUUCAAUAUAACUCAACUCUAUCCAACAUGUAUUCAUGUCACUCUGGAGUGUUCUAGAAAAUGAAUUCUGAACUCAGAUUUCAAUAGACAGAAGUCAAAUUUCUACCUUCCUGCAAAUUAAUCUGGCUGGCUUCAGAUAGCAAACAGAGUUACCAAUGUAAUUGAAUUACACUUAAUUCUGUAUCAGGCAGACUUCUGAGCACUUCAUUGGAUUGUUUUAUUCUUAUUACAGACUUUACAUUCAGAAUGAAUAUUAUGCCUGAAGAAGGGGACAGAUGAUUUACCUGUCUUCUGUUCUCUAGAUUUCUGAAAUAAAUAGAUGCUCAAUAAAUAUGAACCCUAAUUAGUAAGUGUUUUGAAAGGGGUAGGCAGUAUCUGAUAGAGUAUGAUAAGGGGAUACAGACCUAUCCAGUGCAUUAUUAAACCUGUCCCUCAAGGUGACAUUUUACUUAAGGUUUCAUAGUCCAAUGGUAACUUGCUUUGACUUGAAAGUGAAAGCAAGAGCAGGCUCCUCUGGGUUGGUCAGAAAAAAGCUACCUUUUCCCACAUGGGGUUUUUAGCAAAAUGAAAAAUAAAAACAACAAACCUAACUGCACAGGGGAUUUAAAAGCUACAGGAGGAGUCCUCCAUACUUUCCCCACCAACUCCUGCUUCAGUGAGAGCAGGAUGGCUCCUGUGGGGGUCAAGCAGUCAGGAGGCCAAAAGUCCACGCACCCUGAACAGGAGAUUCAGCUGAGACUUGUCAGAACAAAGUGAUUGCUUCUGAGCGCCCCAGAGUUCUGUCUACAGAAGUUUGGAGCAGUCAGUUCUCUAACAUAGUACUCAAGAAACUUGAUUGCUUUUAUCUCUCCCUUGUUUGAUGUCUAAAUCUCCCUGGUAUAAAACAUCUGGGGGAAUUUCUCUCUGGACUCUACAGGGCUCCAGAACCUUCUGAAAUUGAACCUAACAUGGAUCACUUUAACUUUCCUUCCUUCUAAGUCUAUAAUUUUCCUAUUGGAGACUUGUUUUCUACUCUGGCUUCCAAACCCCGAGACACACCACCAACCCCACCUCUGCCAUUGCCAUUUCUUCUUAAGACUUAAAACCUUUCCAGUGACCCUAAUGUUCUCUCUGUGCUAAAAUCAGAGUUAUCAGAAGAAAUUACCCUUUUAAUUUAGGUGACUAUUAGCUCUUCAUCUGUUAUGACCAUCCCCUCCCAGUGAUAGGGCUAUUUGUAAAUAGCACCUAAAGGCAGAAGUGUGGAUGUCUAACAUUAGCCAUUAGGGCUGUAUAAGCCCAAUGAAUUUCCUCAUAUCUCCUUCUUGCAGCCAUGGCUACCAUGAGACUGCAUUAGCCUGCUCUUAUCUGGACUGUGCGAUCCUUUGUAGCAGGGAUCCUACCUUAUACUCAGAACCCAUCACUUCAAAGGCCUGAUCAGCCAUCUCAAUGACUUUAAACUAUUGGAUGAAAUUGGCAAGGAACAUGGUUCAGGACAAGAGUACUGGGGGGAAACAUUCAGCUGUGCUAACCCAUAAAAGUAAAACAUGAAACUAAACUCCUUCCUGAACAGGCUUUUGAAGCUUUGAAGUAUUUUGUUAUCCCCACAGGAUCUGAAUCAACUGGUCCAGCACUGUAAGAACCUAAAUCAUUACUAGAUAGUUCUAGGGCAGCAGCAUGUCCCCUUUCAAAUAAUUCAUCAUGUCUUCACAGUCUGUUUUUUCUUCUGUAAAAUGGGGUUGGUGAGAAGAUCAAGGAGGAAAAAAAGCAGGAAAGCAGGCAGAAGCGAAGGAUGCUUCGUAUGUUUGCCCAAGGACAGUCCCUGAAGGAAGUUUCCUGGUUUUUCUCCCCUCCCUAUUCUUCACAAGGACAGGUAGGGAUUUCGGACACUAAAUCAACCAUUUUAAAUUGUGUUGGGGAAUUUAUUUUCACCUGAAGCCAAAGAGUGCUGAGAGUCUCAGCAGUGGGUAAGGGUUAGCAGUGUAAGGGUUAGCAGUGUCUUUCCUGGGACUUGAACACAAGACUGUGGGUCUCUCCCUAUUGAUGGGGGAGACAGUAUUUGAUUUGUUUCCUUUUGUUUUUAUUUAAUUUGCUGCAGAUAGAUAUGGACAAAACAGUUCUCUUUGUCUCUCUCUCUCUCUCUCUCUCUCUCUCUCUCUCUCUCUCUCUCUCUCUCUCUCUCUCCACUUGCCCCUUGCUGUUGAUUCAGAAGGCACCUCCUGCAUACAAGACUACUGCACCCCUGAUGUUAAUGCAGAAUGGAAGUUUGUGGUUCCACGGCUGCCAUAAUGGCUUUGGUUGAAUGAUCUAUGUUUCACUUAUAUAUUUUGAUUUACUUAUUCAUCUGCUUAUUGAACUAAAAUCCAAUGAGUAUCUGCUUUGUGCCAGGUACUGGUUCCACAGAUGAAUUAGACAUUGAUGUCUCCCUGGAACAGUUUCCAAUAAGAUUGUAUAGGUGUGACAAGUAAUUACAGCACUAUUCUCUGACUGAGGGUAGCUCUUGCUACUAAUAAUACAAAGAACCAAGCUUAUGAAGCAGUGACUGCAGGAAGCAAGGAUCCGUGGGCAUGUGGAGUCCUGAGAGUCUGUGUGCAGAUGGCACAGGCACCACCAUGUCACAUACUCCAGUCUUAGACUCAUGGAGAAAAUAGCAAAGCCUUCUCAAGAGUGAAGCACAGGAGGAAAUGGCAAAGCCGUCCCUUCUGAUUGGUGUGUGGUUAUGGACAGAAUGCAGAAAAUGCCCACCAUACUUUCUCCAUCCACCCACGAGUCAUUUCCCUCUUGAAGACUGCUAAAGCCUGUAUACUGUAAACUUUGCCUUCUUGUUUAUCUUUGUACAAAAACUCAGCCUCUCUGGUAAACUCUAUGUAAUAAACAUGCUAAGCUUUAAAAAACAUUGAGAUUUCUCCAGUCAAGAACUGCCUGCAAACUACCCAGUUCUAGCUUUUUGUCUGUCUGUACGUCUCUGUCUGUCUGUUUUUCUUGACUUCAUUCCCUGUUGCCCCAGUCAGGUGCAAGUCCCUGGAGGCCAUGCAUAGACUGGUCAAUGUACGAUUUGCUAAUUCCUGUGCAUGUAUCAUUCUGCUCACCCUCACAAUACUGUAUGAGAUUUCUUUAUUACCCUUAUCAUCAUGCUAUUUGGCCUCACGUUGCCUAAGGUCACACUGUGAGUCCAAGUCAAGAACUCAGAAGGCUGUCAAACUUCAAUGCCACAGUCUUAACCACACCCACCACUCAGAGGCUCUCGGAGGGGUAUAUGGUCAGAGAUGAUUAAACUGGCACAGCAGCAAUGUGGGCGUUUAUCAAAUGCCUGCAAUGUGCUAUGUGUUUUAUACUUAACUAUCUCACUUUUUCCAAGAAUACACAUGCCAAACCUUGUUUUUUCCCCCAUUUGACAGUUGAAGAAACAGCAGCCGUGUGUUAAAUGGCCACACUCUGCUUCACUGCUGAUCAGAAAUUGAAUGUGUGUCUCCUAGGAAGAACCUACACCCGCCCACUCCAUGCUCCUGGGUUCUAAAUUUGAAGUCAUCACAGGGCAAACGAGAUCAGUUAGGUCCAUGGUUCUCUACCUUCCUAAUACUGUGACCCUUUAAUACCAUUCUUUGUGUCGUGGUGACCCCCAACCAUGGAAGUAUUUUGUUGCUACUUUAUAAUUGUAAUUUUUCUAUUGUAAUGAUUAAUAAUGUAAACAUCGGAUAUGUAGGAUAUCUGAUAUGUGACCCCAGUGAAAGGGUUGUUUGACCCCCAGAGGGGCUGUGACCCAGAGGUUGAGAACCACUGACUUAGGCAUUUUCAAACUGCACCUUACUAGGAAUGGCCUACUAUGCUAGGCUAUGGGUUGAAGGAGAUUUUUAUGGUGAUCUCUGUACUAAAUGGACUGGCUCUCCCAGCCAGGUGUUUGUGUUUAGGUUGUGAUAGACCAGAAGAUGGGGGUGGGGGGAGCAGUGGGAGUGUCUGUUUACAUGCUCAUGUUCUGCCUUGCUUUAUAAUUCCUCAGUCAUAUUCUCACCUAGACAUGUAAGCACACUUCCUUGGUGCUCAGUUAAAUACAGUAGAGAGCCUGUGAUGUCCUAAAAACAGUUCUGAGGUUUUCAAGGCACUUCUUAUUUUAAAUCUUAUUUUUAAAAGCCCCUUUCAGGGGAAUAUCUGCUUUCUUUCACUGACUAUUUAAAUCAUUCCCUUGUGUGCCUGAAUACAGCACAAAGGACAUUCGCUCUUUCUCUUCAUCAUAUACAAUAGCGUCUUUGACAGAACUUAUAAAUCCCAAGCUGCGGCCCUGUGAAUGCUUGCUUUCCAGUGGCAAGGCCCCUGAAGUCACUUUAUUUUAUGCACCCAAAUUAAACCAACCCCAAAUUAGUGUCCAGUGUGCUCUCUCUCUCUCUCUCUCUCUCUCUCUCUCUCUCUCUCUCUCCCUCCCUCCCUCCCUCCCUCUUCUCUUCUCUCUCUUCUUUCUCCCUCUAACUCUCUGAAUUUUGGAAAAGUUGUAUAAUUCCCGGGUUAGCUUGGUUUCGAUAUUUUUCUAUGUCAUGAGGGGCAUGAGCUGUCGUAGGGUCACUUCCCUUGAGUUGGCCUCGUCCCUUGUGCUGUGGCUUUAUAUUUGUACAGAGAGCAGAUCAGGACUAAAUUCAUGUUUCGGUGCUACGGCUUAGGGUGGGGGUGGAGGGUAUCAGGCACAGGGGGAUGCUAUAAUGGAACACAGAAUCUUUCUGUGUUAGCCCUCCACCCCUGACUCUCAACCCAGAUUUUGGCUUCACCUAAAUGAUAAAUGGCCCUAUUGUUUAAUCUUUAGAAUUAAAGAGAGAGGGGGGGUAAGAGAGAGAGAAAAAGAACUAAAUCUAGAUUAAACUCAGGACAGAGACCCGUUUCAUUGCACUGUACUUUAAUAUUCCUGAGAUCCAUGGCAUUGCGGGUGGCUCCUUUGAAUAGCCAACCCCUCCAGGGCAGAACACUAUGCUGUCUUUGUUUAAUCUGAUCUUUCAGCUAAACAGGAGAUGGUCACUCAUCCUCACCACUCCUGUGUCCGACUGCACUGCUACUGCUGAGAAACAGACACGCGGGGAAAGGUAGAGGCUUCAGGCAGAACAUUUCAGCGUGUGUUUACAGGCAGGACCGACUUACUCAGCAAUCCUGCUCGGAGGAGCUUCAGCCAAUGAAGAGGCUCUAUCCCAGCUUGCUUGGGGGCUUCUGAGUUUGAGCUGCCUGCAGAAAUGUAAGGCAUUGCUUCCUAGCGCUGAUGGCAAAAUGGGACCCAUCUCCAGUUAUUCCUUGGGCUUCCCAGCUCUGCAGAUCUGGGAGAGAACCUACAUAAACAUAUUGGUGAUGUAGCCAGCUUUCAAGGCUGAGAGAAUCCUUAUGGAUUCGGGAGACUGGUUUUUCAUUUAGAAUUUUCUUUUUCCUUUGGAAGAUGAAAUGCUUCUCUCGUUACCUGCCUUAUAUCUUCAGACCUCCAAAUACCAUCCUCUCUUCCAGCUGCCACACUGAAGGAUCCCCUUUUCCUUGUGCUAUUCACAUGGGCCAACUCCUAUUUAUUGGUCUCCAAAAUGUCCGUUGAGGACCUGGCCUGGCUCCAACUCUCUCCCCACUUUCAGUCUGAGCCCAUUCUCUGUGUUUCCAUGGCGCUUCCAGCAUGCUUGCUGCUUUGGUGAGCAGAGAAUACACACACUGCAGGGCCUACUGAUGGACUCUAAGCAAAAGGAGGUAGGUGGCAUUGUGUUACAUCCAUAAGCAAGAGCCUUGGGUAAUACUGUUCUACCCAAUCCUAGCUCUGAACACCUAUCAUUGUUUGAGGAAGCUUCUAUGAACUCAGUCAUUUAUGUGAAUAUCAAUUUUCUUAUCUGCAAAUGGAAGCUAAUAUUGCCCAGUUCAAGGGGUUGUUUGAAUGAGUAGUGAUGUGGAACAAGAAGCAUUUGGUAUAGGUGCUUCCAGUGGGCCAGCUUACUAGCUAUGUAUCCCUCCCAUGGAUGAAUGACCUCUGAGGGGCCAUAACCAUAUCACUACUAUGAUGGUCCCCAGCUACCUGGUGUGAGUAUAUUUUCAGUACAGGUGUGUUACAGUUUUCAUACAGAGAAACAAAGUCCACACCCUGCGUGAUGAAAAGAAAUGAGAAAAUGGUUUUCUCUUUGGGGCUCAGGAAAAGGUUUUUUGCCUGUGAGUGCUCUCCCACUAACUAUAGAGACAACUUUUGUUUGCUUGAGACAAGUGAUGUGAAAAGCAAUCAGAAUGACAGCGAGAAUCUCAAUAGACUUGUUUUUAAAAGCAACUGUACAUAAUGAGAAACCUAUGAAUGUUUCUUAGCUCCUAUUUUACCGCUUACGAGAUUUCUUGUGGAUGAUAGAAAGAAAGAUACCUCACAUCCCAUCUAUCUUUGCAUGGUCCUUGGUUGAUUUUAUCUGCUUCUCACUCCCACUCCAAGAGGCAUGUGAUUAGUUUGUAGGGGACUUUACUAAGCAAUAUGAAUGAUAUUGGGUAUAGUACUGGAUACCCAAAUGGAUAAAAUGGUAUUUAAUUAAUGGACUCCAGUAAUUAUACUAGAAGAUAUUAACUGUCUCACAAAGGACAGGGCAAAGUUCUCAUAAUCUAGACACAGCUGAGACACAAGAAGGGCCCCACUCUAAAAGGUUCGUGCAUCUCACCUUGUUUGUGCCUAAACUCAUGGCUGUAAUAUUGCCUAGGACCAUAGGAAACUUGAUAGCCACAACUGCCAUUCGUCACACGGUUCCAAGUUGCCAGGUGCAGACCCUCUCGGUCAUUUCCUCUUCUCAGUAGACCUCCAGUGGGUCCGCUUGUUAUACAGUUAAGAGAAUAAAUAACUUACUGAAAUUUCUGGGUAAGAUCAGAGUAUGAAAGUCAAACCUACCUCGACCUGAAUCUAAGCCUGCGGAGAUGUCAGAAGUUAGGUCUCAGAUGAGCAAGGACCAAUAUUUGGUCCCUCCUUGCAAUCAUCAUUGCUUUCCUUUCCUCCUCACCCUUAUAUUUAAAUUCCAUUAUUUUAGAAAAUAACAUGAAAAUGUUAUUCAUGUAUAUAACAUACUUAGGACAAAUUCACCUCUAUACCCAAUCAUGCCCGCUUCUUGCAAAGCCACCAUAUCUUAAAUAGCCCCUCUUCUACUUUCAAACCCAUUUUUUGCCUUUGUUUUUUAUGUUACAAAGGGUGGGACUGUCACAGCACUCCUGUGGAGGCCAAAGGACAACUUGCUGGAGUUGGUUCUUUCUUCCCACUGUGUGGGUUCCAGGGGUGGAACACAGGUUUCAGGUUCUUCCUUUCCCCUGAUUCAUAUCAGCUGUUCCAAUAUCUAUUUAUAAAACUUAGAUUUUUGCAUAUGAGAGAAUAUAUACAUGGUAUUCAUUAUUUGAGUCUCACCUAUUUCACUUAAUGUGGGACUCUUUAAUUUUAUCCAUUAUCUUGGCAAUGACAUAUUUUUGCUCUUCUAGGUGGGUGAAUAGUACUAUAUCAUAUAUUUAGUAUGGUGUUUUAUUCAUUCCUUGGCACUUAGGCCUAUUCUAUAACAUAAUGACAAUGAAUAGAACUUCAGUGGAAGUGGGCAUGCAGAAAGCUCUAUCACAUCCUGACUCGAAUUCUUUAAAUCAUAUAUCCAAGGGAGAUACAGCUCAGUCAUAUGGUAGGUUUGGGAGUUUGGAGGACGUUCCAUGCUGGUAUUCAUAGGCCCUGAAAUAACUUGCUUUCCUAUUUGCACCCUGAUUGCAAUGUAUUGGGCCCCCUUUCCCAUAGUCCUUCCAGCCUUCAUUGUCAUUUGCUCCCUUGAGGAGGAUGAUCAUUCUGAAUUGGGAGAUAAAGGAUCCCAGAGUAUGUUUCAUCUCCUGCGUGGAUAAAGAGUUUAAACAAUUUUUCAUAUAUGUAUCAUCCUUUUUUCUUCUUUUGAAAAUGGCUGGUCAAUUUAUUUUAUUGGUUGACUAGAUUGAUUCAUUUGUUUAUUAAAUUUACCAUAUAUUCUAAGUUACUAAUCCCUUGUCAGAUAAAUAGCUGAGAAGGUGUUCUUCCACUCUGUAGACAGUCUCUUCACCAAGACUACUGCCUGCUUUGCUGUGCUGAAGCUCUCUAACUUUAGCAACCCCAUUGGUUAAUCCUUGAGAGGCUUUCCUAACUAUUGGAAUCCAUUUCAUGAAGCCCAUGCUGCUGGUGUGUAUGUCUCUAAGUGUUUCCCCUCUGCUUUUUUUCUAGUAGCUAUCAAGAUUCGGGUCUUCUAUUAAGGAUUUUGAUCCAUUUUGAAUUGAUUUUUGUACCUGAUGAGAGGUGUGUACUUUCAAUCCUCUACAUGUGGAUAUCGAAUUUUCCCUGCAGCACAUGCUGAAGAGGCUGCACUUUUCCAGGUUAUGGGUUUUGGCCCCUUUGUUCUAGGUCCUACCUUAUUCUAUGAGAAUGAAGUGAUGCCUACUGCAUUAAGAAUAUUGUCCUCUACGUAAACGAAACCUUACUAAAGCUCAAAACACACAUUGCACCUCACACAAUAAUAGUGGGAGAUUUCAACACCCCACUCUCAUCAAUGGACAGAUCAUGGAAACAGAAAUUAAACAGAGACGUAGACAGACUAAGAGAAGUCAUGAGCCAAAUGGACUUAACAGAUAUUUAUAGAACAUUCUAUCCUAAAGCAAAAGGAUAUACCUUCUUCUCAGCUCCUCAUGGUACUUUCUCCAAAAUUGACCAUAUACUUGGUCAAAAAACGGGCCUCAACAGGUACAGAAAGAUAAAAAUAAUACCAUGCGGGCUAUCAGACCACCAAGGCCUAAAGCUGGUCUUCAAUAACAAUAAGGGAAGAAUGCCCACAUAUACGUGGAAGUUGAACAAUGCUCUACUCAACGAUAACCUGGUCAAGGAAGAAAUAAAGAAAGAAAUUAAAGACUUUUUAGAAUUUAAUGAAAAUGAAGGUACAGCAUACCCAAACUUAUGGGACACAAUGAAAGCUGUGCUAAGAGGAAAACUCAUAGCUCUGAGUGCCUGCAGAAAGAAACAUGAAAGAGCAUAUGUCAGCAGCUUGACAGCACACCUAAAAGCUCUAGAACAAAAAGAAGCAAAUACACCCAGGAGGAGUAGAAGGCAGGAAAUAAUCAAACUCAGAGCUGAAAUCAGCCAAGUAGAAACAAAAAGGACCAUAGAAAGAAUCAACAGAACCAAAAGUUGGUUCUUUGAGAAAAUCAACAAGAUAGAUAAACCCUUAGCCAGACUAACGAGAGGACACAGAGAAUGCGUCCAAAUUUACAAAAUCAGAAAUGAAAAGGGAGACAAAACUACAGAUUCAGAGGAAAUUCAAAAAAUCAUCAGAUCUUACUAUAAAAGCCUAUAUUCAAGAAAACUUGAAAAUCUUCAGGAAAUGGACAAUUUCCUAGACAUAUACCAGGUACCGAAGUUAAAUCAGGAACAGAUAAACCAGUUAAACAACCCCAUAACUCCUAAGGAAAUAGAAGAAGUCAUUAAAGAUCUCCCAACCAAAAAGAGCCUAGGUCCAGAUGGGUUUAGUGCAGAAUUCUAUCAGACCUUCAUAGAAGACCUCAUACCAAUAUUAUCCAAACUAUUCCACAAAAUUGAAACAGAUGAAGCACUACUGAAUUCCUUCUAUGAAGCCACAAUUACUCUUAUACCUAAACCACACAAAGACCCAACAAAGGAAGAGAACUUCAGACCAAUUUCCCUUAUGAAUAUCGACACAAAAAUACUCAAUAAAAUUCUGGCAAACCGAAUCCAAGAGCACAUCAAAACAAUCAUCCACCCUGAUCAAGUAGGCUUCAUCCCAGGCAUGCAGGGAUGGUUUAAUAUACGGAAAACCAUCAACGUGAUCCAUUAUAUAAACAAACUGAAAGAACAAAACCACAUGAUCAUUUCAUUAGAUGCUGAGAAAGCAUUUGACAAAAUUCAACACCCCUUCAUGAUAAAAGUCCUGGAAAGAAUAGGAAUUCAAGGCCCAUACCUAAACAUAGUAAAAGCCAUAUACAGCAAACCAGUUGCUAACAUUAAACUAAAUGGAGAGAAACUUGAAGCAAUCCCACUAAAAUCAGGGACUAGACAAGGCUGCCCACUCUCUCCGUACUUAUUCAAUAUAGUUCUUGAAGUUCUAGCCAGAGCAAUCAGACAACAAAAGGAGGUCAAGGGGAUACAGAUCGGAAAAGAAGAAGUCAAAAUAUCACUAUUUGCAGAUGAUAUGAUAGUUUAUUUAAGUGAUCCCAAAAGUUCCACCAAAGAACUACUAAAGCUGAUAAACAACUUCAGCAAAGUGGCUGGGUAUAAAAUUAACUCAAAUAAAUCAGUAGCCUUCCUCUACACAAAAGAGAAACAAGCCGAGAAAGAAAUUAGGGAAACGACACCCUUCAUAAUAGACCCAAAUAAUAUAAAGUACCUCGGUGUGACUUUAACCAAGCAAGUAAAAGAUCUGUACAAUAAGAACUUCAAGACACUGAAGAAAGAAACUGAGGAAGACCUCAGAAGAUGGAAAGAUCUCCCAUGCUCAUGGAUUGGCAGGAUUAAUAUAGUAAAAAUGGCCAUUCUACCAAAAGCGAUCUACAGAUUCAAUGCAAUCCCCAUCAAAAUACCAAUCCAUUUCUUCAAAGAGUUAGACAGAACAAUUUGCAAAUUCAUCUGGAAUAACAAAAAACCCAGGAUAGCUAAAACUAUCCUCAACAAUAAAAGGACUUCAGGGGGAAUCACUAUCCCUGAACUCAAGCAGUAUUACAGAGCAAUAGUGAUAAAAACUGCAUGGUAUUGGUACAGAGACAGACAGAUAGACCAAUGGAACAGAAUUGAAGACCCAGAAAUGAACCCACACACCUGUGGGCACUUGAUUUUUGACAAAGGAGCCAAAACCAUCCAAUGGAAAAAAGAUAGCAUUUUCAGCAAAUGGUGCUGGUUCAACUGGAGGUCAACAUGUAGAAGAAUUCAGAUCGAUCCAUGCUUAUCAUCCUGUACAAAGCUUAAGUCCAAGUGGAUCAAGGACCUCCACAUCAAACCAGAUACACUCAAACUAAUAGAAGAAAAACUAGGGCAGCAUCUCGAACACAUGGGCACUGGAAAAAAUUUCCUGAACAAAACACCAAUGGCUUACGCUCUAAGAUCAAGAAUCGACAAAUGGGAUCUCAUAAAACUGCAAAGCUUCUGUAAGGCAAAGGACACUGUGGUUAGGACAAAAUGGCAACCAACAGAUUGGGAAAAGAUCUUUACCAAUCCUACAACAGAUAGAGGCCUUAUAUCCAAAAUAUACAAAGAACUCAAGAAGUUAGACCGCAGGGAGACAAAUAACCCUAUUAAAAAGGGGUUCAGAGCUAAACAAAGAAUUCACAGCUGAGGAAUGACAAAUGGCUGAGAAACACCUAAAGAAAUGUUCAACAUCUUUAGUCAUAAGGGAAAUGCAAAUCAAAACAACCCUGAGAUUUCACCUCACACCAGUGAGAAUGGCUAAGAUCAAAAACUCAGGUGACAGCAAAUGCUGGCGAGGAUGUGGAGAAAGAGGAACACUCCUCCAUUGUUGGUGGGAUUGCAGACUGGUAAAACCAUUUUCGAAAUCAGUCUGGAGGUUCCUCAGAAAAUUGGACAUUGAACUACCUGAGGAUCCAGCUAUACCUCUCUUGAGCAUAUACCCAAAAGAUGCCCCAACAUAUAAAAAAGACACGUGCUCCACUAUGUUCAUAGCAGCCUUAUUUAUAAUAGCCAGAAGCUGGAAAGAACCCAGAUGCCCUUCAACAGAGGAAUGGAUACAGAAAAUGUGGUACAUCUACACAAUGGAAUAUUACUCAGCUAUCAAAAACAAUGACUUUAUGAAAUUCGUAGGCAAAUGGUUGGAACUGGAAAAUAUCAUCCUGAGUGAGGUAACCCAAUCACAGAAAAACACACAUGGUAUGCACUCAUUGAUAAGUGGCUAUUAGCCCAAAUGCUUGAAUUACCCUAGAUGCCUAGAAUAAAUGAAACUCAAGAUGGAUGAUCAAAAUGUGAAUGCUUCACUCCUUCUUUAAAAGGGGAACAAGAAUACCCUUGGCAAGGAAUAGAGAGGCAAAGAUUAAAACAGACACAGAAGGAACACCCAUUCAGAGCCUGCCCCACAUGUGGCCCAUACAUAUACACCCACCCAAUUAGACAAGAUGGAUGAAGCAAAGAAGUGCAGGCCGACAGGAGCCGGAUGUAGAUCGCUCCUGAGAGACACAGCCAGAAUACAGCAAAUACAGAGGCGAAUGCCAGCAGCAAACCACUGAACUGAGAACAGGACCCCCGUUGAAGGAAUCAGAGAAAGAACUGGAAAGCUCGAAGUGGCUCGAGACCCCAUAUGAACAACAAUGCCAAGCAACCAGAGCUUCCAGGGACUAAGCCACUACCUAAAGUCUAUACAUGGACUGACCCUGGACUCUGACCUCAUAGGUAGCAUUGAAUAUCCUAGUAAGAUCACCAGUGUAAGGGGAAGCCCUGGGUCCUGCUAAGACUGAACCCCCAGUGAACGUGAUUGUUGGGGGAGGGCGGCA
This is a messenger RNA of Rattus norvegicus (Norway rat), 32553 nucleotides long. The record is from RefSeq and is a predicted model, not a curated record. Lineage: Eukaryota; Metazoa; Chordata; Mammalia; Rodentia; Muridae.